AUGGCGAAUUCAUACCUUAUGCAAUCUCUGUAUGACCCGAAUUCGCCUGCGCCCGCCGUCAAGUCUGAAGCUCCUGUAUCCGAGGAAGGUGAGAUACGAGAGCAGAAUGAGACUACAAACUCCGAGCAUUACAUACACGAUGCGCGCCGGCAGCUGAUAGAGUCCAACGAAGAACCCAUUGAAGUCGAUCGUCAAGUCGACCAGUGCUGGAAGCCGACUGGCGCCAACAAGCAGCCGAUAGGCAUCAAGAGCGAAUCUCCAGCUGCUCGAUAUGAUCAGGGUAUAAGCAGCUUCCCAUCUUUCCUGCAUAUCGAGACUCCUGCGCCUCUUCCGCCACUGCUGGUAAACACUGCACAUAAGUUGAGGUAUCCGGUCGAGCGGUAUCUUCCUCCCGCCGGGAUAUACUAUGAUCAGCUCGCUUUACCCACUGUCUUCGGCACCCACUUCUUCAAGAAGGAGUGCUGUAAAGUCUGUUGGAUCAUGCAUUACAACCCGGUGGGCGGUUCAGCAACGUCAUGCGGAAAGAAGUGCCAGGUCUGUGGAACAAGCCGCCACAAGCAUGAGAGCUGUCCACUAUUAUACUGCUCCGCUCAAUGGUACCAUGAACGCUGCGUUCCACACCGCCCAAAGACCCUCUAUGACCGACAGAUACGUCCUGAAGAUGACGAACUAGCCAUAAUGUGUGAGAUUGGUGUUCUGGAUCGAACACGCGGCCCCAACGGUAUCAUAAUCGCAAAGCCAGAUCAUCCUGUUGUGAAAGCCUUCUAUGAUGGCCGACCCGACCCACAGCCGAUGACAACCAGGAUCAUGGAUACAGAGCGAAAACCCCGCUCAGUGUUCACCACUACUGCCGAAGGUUUCUCGUUUGUCCCAAACGUCCAAUCUCAACAAACGCUCUCACUGCGAAAGCGCCCGUUCAGCCUACCAAGCACAACCGUCAACAACAGUCUUGAUCCUUACCUCCGAGAUCCUUAUACUCCUACGUAUCCAGCUCGACAUGAGAGUAUUCAGCAUAAGAUUGUGAUGGACCAAAACGAUAUAACCACGACCAAUCCACUACACACUGAAGAUAAACUUCAAGAGCAGGAGAUAGAGAUUCUCAAGUUGAAAAUGGAGGCUGCUAUCAAAGAUCGGGAGGUUCGGAAGCUCAAGGCAGAGAAUGAUGCGCUCAAGUUAGAGAACGAGAAGCUACGUAUCUAUCCCAUCAGCACCGGCGGCACCUUCGAGACUGGGAGCAAGCGGUCGCGCUCCUACUUCUAG
This is a messenger RNA of Alternaria burnsii, 1260 nucleotides long. RefSeq lists its product as uncharacterized. Lineage: Eukaryota; Fungi; Ascomycota; Dothideomycetes; Pleosporales; Pleosporaceae. The record is from RefSeq and is a predicted model, not a curated record. The transcript has 3 exons. The coding region runs from base 1 to 1260 and encodes 419 amino acids.